CUGUUGGCCAGACACUCCGGACCAGGCCACGGCAGGUCAGACAGCAUGGCGACUCAUACUUAGCCUGCCAACGCCCCUGGCCGUGCUUUGCUUCAUGGCACUUCAUCCACCCGUCGAAAAUGAAUGUCGCCCAAAGGUCAGCACUCCCAGAAGAUAUCUCCAAGACGCGACAUGCGGCAAUUUUUGGCGUGGGCAUCGGAUUCAUUGUGUUUGACUCCAUCGUCGUCGCGCUGCGCAUUUAUGCUCGCGCUUUCAUGCUGCGCGCCCUGGGAGCGGACGAUAUUCUGAUGAUAAUCGGGGCGAUACUCAACUUUGGAUUAUCCAUCACAAUCAUGACCGGCUCGCGGUAUGGGAUCGGAAAACAUGCGCUUGCCAUAACGGAAAGCGACACCGUGCCUAUGCUAAAGUGCAUAUGGGUGACACGUUUCUUUUACACGCUUUCCAUGGGGCUGGUCAAGAUGUCCUUACUGUGGUUCUACCUACGUCUGGAUCCCCGGAGAUUCAUGCGCUGGGCUGUCUUCUUCGUUAUAUUCCUCAAUAUCGGUCUUUCCCUCGCAAGCUUCAUCGGGUCACUCGCCAGCUGCAGACCUCCAUCCUUGUUCUGGACGAGCCCAACAGGAGAUAGCCGCUGCAUGUCCCUAGGCGCGCAGCAACUCUUCUACGAAGUUAACGGCGUCUUGAAUAUUGUGACAGACAUCCUGAUCUACCUCCUCCCGGUUCCAAUGCUCUACGGCUUACAGGUGACCUGGCGUAAGAAGGGGGCCAUCCUGGCGAUCUUCGGGCUGGGGAUUCUGUCCAUUGCUGCGGCCUGUGUUCGCUACAAUUUCGUGAGGAGACUUGCUUCCGCCAAAGAGGAGUAUUACCUCCUUCUGGCUGACUCUCUCAACUGGUGCACGAUUGAGGCUUACGUCGCUAUUUUCUGCGGCUGCGCCCCUUCACUCUCCGUUCUGAUCAAGGCGUACGCCCCCUCAAUCUUCGGCUCCAGCACGGCCAGAAUUUCCCACAGCGCGCAGUUUCCCGGAGCGGGUGAUCUGCAGCAACGCAGCGCUCGGAAAGCCAAUCGGCGUCGGGGUCUGGCCGAUACGACGCUGGGGAGCCAGGAUGCCAUCGUUACUGGCAGCACCCCUGAUCAACUGGAUCAGGACGGGAUCGCGAUGAAGACAAUUAUACAGACGUAUGUUACCACGCGGGGAUCGACAGAGGAGGAAAGUCAUCGGAGAGAGUAUUAAGAUCUUGCGAGGCGGACGUGGUGCUUCAUGCCACCGCAUGGAGAGUCGAAUGGCGCACGUUCAUGUAAGAAAGGCACAAAAUCGGCCUGGCAAGUGAGCCACUGUGCAGUACUGCAUGCCACAGCCCCCACCCCUCAAUCUCCCCUCUGGCCGGGUCAGAAGCACAAACCACCGGCUCUAAUGAGCCUAUGACAUUCCUUUCGAUCUCUAUUGAUCCUCUUGCACGGG
This is a messenger RNA of Aspergillus aculeatinus CBS 121060, 1457 nucleotides long. RefSeq lists its product as uncharacterized. Lineage: Eukaryota; Fungi; Ascomycota; Eurotiomycetes; Eurotiales; Aspergillaceae. The coding region runs from base 120 to 1229 and encodes 369 amino acids. The transcript is spliced from 6 exons. The record is from RefSeq and is a predicted model, not a curated record.